Molecule: messenger RNA, 5299 nt
Organism: Canis lupus familiaris (dog)
Lineage: Eukaryota; Metazoa; Chordata; Mammalia; Carnivora; Canidae
Gene: ACER2
Product: alkaline ceramidase 2
Exons: 7
Coding region: 100-1074 (324 amino acids)
Biological process (GO): ceramide metabolic process
Cellular component (GO): membrane
Molecular function (GO): hydrolase activity, acting on carbon-nitrogen (but not peptide) bonds, in linear amides
Source: RefSeq, a predicted model, not a curated record
UCGGCGCGUAUAAAGCGGCGGCCGCGGCGCUCGGCUCCCCGCAGUGGCUCGGGCGCUCGGCGGCUGCGGGAGCGGCUGCCCCGAUGCCCCACCGCGGCCAUGAGCAUCCCGCACUGGUGGGACCAGCUGCGGGCUGGCAGCUCGGAGGUGGACUGGUGCGAGGACAACUACACCAUCGUGCCUGCCAUCGCCGAGUUCUACAACACGAUCAGCAACGUCUUAUUUUUCGUUUUACCGCCCAUCUGCAUGUGCUUGUUUCGCCAGUAUGCAACAUGCUUCAACAGUGGCAUCUACCUAAUAUGGACUCUCUUAGUUGUAGUGGGAAUUGGAUCCGUCUACUUCCAUGCAACCUUAAGUUUCUUGGGUCAGAUGCUUGAUGAACUUGCAAUCCUUUGGGUUCUGAUGUGUGCCCUGGCCAUGUGGUUCCCCAGAAGGUAUCUACCAAAGGUCUUUCGGAAUGACAGGGGCAGGUUCAAGGCGGUGGUCUGCGUCCUUUCUGCAGUUACAACAUGCCUGGCGUUUGUCAAGCCUGCCAUCAACAACAUCUCUCUGAUGACCCUGGGGGUUCCAUGCACUGUGCUGCUCAUUGCAGAGCUAAGGAGGGGGAGACACGUCCAGAAGGUAGCUGGCUAUGGGAGUCUGGAGUCAGGGAGAGACCAGGGUGAGAACACGGCUUUGGGAGUCAUCUGCACAUGUGUGACAAUGUGCGUGUCUUUAAACUGGGCCUCUUCUCUGGCCUCUGGUGGACCCUCGCGCUCUUCUGCUGGAUCAGUGACCGAGCCUUCUGUGAGCUGCUGUCCUCCUUCCACUUUCCCUACCUGCAUUGCGUGUGGCACAUCCUCAUCUGCCUUGCUGCCUACCUGGGCUGCGUAUGCUUUGCCUACUUUGAUGCUGCUUCCGAGAUCCCCGAGCAGGGCCCCGUCAUCAAGUUCUGGCCCAGCGAGAAAUGGGCCUUCAUCGGGGUCCCCUACGUGUCCCUCCUGUGUGCCAGCAAGAAGUCACCGGUCAAGAUCACGUGAUGGGGAGGCUGGCUUCUCUGCUUGCUUUUCCCUCCUGCAUCGGGCUUGCCAGUGAAGACAGCAGGGGGCUUGUAGAGUAGGGGGAGGGCCUGUCUUUUUGGUAUUCUGUUCCCUUGGGCUCUAACUAGUGUGGCCGUGGCCUACCAGGACUCCACUGUGCAGGGGGAAGGGUGUCUUCCCCUUUCCCGAAAUUGGAAAGUGGAGGGCUCAGGGGCACCAGGUAGAUCUCCUCAGCGUCCCUUCCAGAUGCAGGGACCUGUUGCGGCAGAGGCAGAGCAGUCCCUCAGUGGGGGUGGGGCUCAUUUCCCAGCGGGGGUUUACUUGAGACUCUGUGGCCCCCUGUACUCUCGGAGGAGACUCCUGCUCACAGAUAUAGCCUGCAACAGGCAAGACCCACUGACCGAUGGAACAUGCCAGGGAUUUUCAUUUGGGGAAAUGGCCCUAGAAUAAAACCAAGCCAAUGAAACCCACGAGGCCACUCGUCCACCUGGAACUCACAGUAACCAAGUUUAUGUGCGCUUGCGAAUCCUUUACUACCUCUGCUGAGAGCCGGGGACCUCAGAGGAGGGUGAAGUGGACAAAAAGACCCUCUGUGCCAAAAGCUACACUUCACAUUGAGCCAUUCUCGAAGAUGAGCACAAUUUUCAAACGUUGACAUUGUUGGCGGUCUGGCCCAGUCACCUCAGACACGGAGAACAGGUGUGGGGUGAUCUGGCUGCACACAGACCCCUGCCCCUUACUGCUGAGCUUUGGUCAAGGCCUCCUGUUUGGUCAAGGGAGCUGGGGGUAUGAAUCCUGGUUCAACAUCUGGAGCAAACUUGAAGUUCUGGAAGCUUAUGCUGAUCGGAAGCCUUCUGUAUGCUCUUCCAUGCUGGAAGUUAUCCUCUAAAACCUAGCCUCUUUUUCAUCCCCUAUUUCCUGAGGGAAUAGGUGGCUUCCUCAAGCAUCUGACAGCUGCUUCUCCAGUCCUGCAGUGACUAGUCGCUGGCUCCCCAGGUUGCUGCUGCAGUGGGCAAGUUUGAGUUUUUCCUCAGCAGAAGUGACACUGGCUACGGCUAACCUCUUCAUUGAGCUGAAUGAAGAUUCCAGAAUUGUCAGCAAGGCGUGAGGGGGUAGGCAUGACCUCAGGGAUACUCACUGGAACUCCCACAUCUCCUGCUUUGCAACAUUGCAUGGUAAAGGAAGACAGGACACACGUGUCCUGGUGAGGACAGGAGUCCGUAGCUAGGGAUCUGAGAGCUGGACAGUACCAGUCUUUGGCAUGUCUAGGAACUCUUGCUGUAAUCAGAAUUUGUACAGGAUCCUAGGUGAAGAGCCCAACAAGGAACAAUGAAUUGAGAGUUUAAAAAAGGAAAGGCUUUAUUCUACUUUUGUGGUUUUCAAGUUAUUUGUAGCAGAACCCUAUUUAAAGUAAGAAAUCUUGAUGGAACCCAAACCUGAGAACUAUGUUGUGAUCUAUUUGUUUAAAUUUAUUUUAAGGUUGAACUUAUAUAUUUCCCUAAUAUCAUGCAGUGAAAAUGCAAGUUAAAUUGGUUUCUGUGGUAAAAAAUUUGGUAUUGAAUGAGCGUACCCGUUUAUUAUGGUUUAAAAAUGUGCUUUGAAAAAUAGUAUUUAUGUAUUUGUGGGACCUUCAAAUGCACCUCUGAUACCUAGGUGGUUCUGUGGUUCAUGGAACCACCUAGAGUUUUAGAACUACUGUUAAGUCCUUUGGUUUCAAGUCUAGAAUUUUUUUAAAGGGAAAUGUCAGUCCUCGCUUCAGAUGGACUUACUAGGCAUGGAUUCUGGGCUCAUCCAUUCCUGCAGUAUACAAAUGCUCCAAAGUAGGGGGAAGCUUUGAUGUACUUUAAGCCCAGCUGUCUUAGUGUGGAAGCAUAGAUGAGGAGAGGCAGGGGGUGUGGGAAGUGUUUGCAUUCUCUAUGAGGUUUAAUUUCUGUUUAGGGCUCCUCAGUGAUGGGAACAUUAUUCCAGCAAUCAAGAAGGGAGGAGGUCUCCCUAUCAGGGAGGGAGGGUGGGUCACUGGGGAAUGUCACCUCCAGCUUCAACACUUUGACCUUGCUCUUCUGGAAGUUUCCAAGUGUCCUUUAGAAACACGGAUAAAAUGUGACUGCUGGAAAUAAGUGGCCCAACUCACAGGGCUGUUUCCAUCCAUCUUCUACAAGACAAAGGACUUAACAUGUCAGAAAGGAGGUUUUUCCUGUAAAAAACAAAAACCCAAAAAACAACCCUCCCCAAAAAAACCAGAAGGCCUUUCUAGAGAUUGGUUUUAAUGAGUUAAGGACUGAUAAAGAAGUAUGGAAUGGGGUAGAUUUGAGAACAAAAGCAUUACUGUUGAACAAAAAUCACUAUAGCUCUUAGCAUGAAGAUGGUGAAUCAAGAAAGUAGGAGUUGAACAGUUUUUUUUUUUUUAAGAUUUUAUUUAUUCAUGAGAGACACACCCAGAGAGAGAGAGAGAGAGAGAGAGAGAGAGAGAGGGAGGCAGAGACACAGGCAGAGGGAGAAGCAGGCUCCAUGCCAGGAGCCCGACGCAGGACUCGAUCCUGGGACUCCAGGAUCAGGCCCCAGGCCGAAGGGAGGCGCUAAACAGCUGAGCCACCAAGGGAUCCCAAAGUUGAACAGUUCUAUUUAAAGUUAGACUUAUGGCAUCAUUCAUAUUUAUACUUAUGAUGCUUUGAUAGUACUACACAGUCUUGAAAGAAAUUUGGAAAACUAUAGGAAAGUUGAAGAGAAAAAAAAUCUGUAUUUUCCAAGGACAAUCAUUGUUAAUAUUUUGGUAUUUUGGUGUAUUCCUCCCCCGACCUGCCUCGAGUUGUAAAUAGAUGCCUUUUAGAGUGGACAGUUCAUACGGUAACUUGAAUGGAAUGUAAAUACCAGUUGUGUAUAUUUCAUGAGGAGCAGCUUUUGGAAUACACUCGUGUUAGCUAUACACUUGAGAGCUCAUCACUGGAUUCUGACUUACUGCUGAGUCUUCUUUUUAAAUUGAGCCUGACAUGAAUAGGUCCUAAGAAAUAAUGAACUGAAUUCUCCUUUUGAUAGGCCUCUGCUCUUGGAUUCGUGAGCUGUUAAAAAUAGGGCUCUACAGUUUUUUUUUUUCCCCCAAAUGUAAAAAAAAAAAAAAAAAGCGAAUAGCUUAUUAAUUGAUGUGCAGUCAGGAAUCUUUUUGGUUUUUUCCCCUAAUCAUACAGGGAAGUGGAGAUUUGCCAUUUGGGAGUUAGGUCAUGGCAGUUACUCAUCAUGGCUGUCAGAUUUUUGUUCUCCUUAGAAUUUGCCAAGAUCGAUUACCAGCAGGAAUUGGAUCUAGGAUAUUAAACAUUACUAUCCUAGUUAGCAAGCAAUCAUUUAAGUCAGUGAUUCUUAUUUUCAAUCAAACACUGAGUGGUGAUUCUUUUAGAAAAAAUCUUUUCUCCUCUUUAUGAUUAGGAUUAUAGUAUUAGCACUUCAGUGACUAUAUUUAAGGCAUAUGAUGGGGAAGAGAUACCUGAAUCUAUUUGGUAACAGGCUGCAUUUUGGGAGAAACUAUGCCUGUCCCUCUGAUGAGUGCCUAAAAUAUUAAUUGUGGAUGAAAGAUGUCCUGUUGGGGGAAAUCUAAGCUUGAUGGACAUCAAGCGCAGACUUUCUAAAUAUACAGUAACUUGUUAUUUUUAUCAUAUUUCUCAGGUGUGUGAAAACUUCUCAUCAGUUCAUCAUGCUUACGUGAGCCAGGGCCCUGUCGGAGGCUCUGAGCACGGGAGGGAGUCUUCCUUGGCUCUUCAUCCCAUGGGGCUGACAUGCAACCAUCCCUGGGGGAAAGGGAAGGGCUGAAGCUUGUCCAACAGGAUCCCCUCUCAUAGCUCCUUUUCCCCAAAUGAGCUGGGAACCUUUCAUUGCCAGCUCUUUGCCUCGGUGCUGCCCUUCCAGCUGGCCAAAGAGAAUUCACAGGCCAGAUUGGGGUUCUCAAUGAAUUUUGUGGUUAUUCUCCUACAGACAAAACAAAAAGGCCUCUAUUCUAAAGGACUAAUUGAAUGGUUUCUUUCUCUACAUGUUAAACCAGAUUGUGGACUAUUUUAUAAUCACAGUGUGUAAUCAGAGCAUAUAUAGUAUUUUCAGAUAUAUCCCUUGUUUUAUACUUUAUAUAGUUGUGCCAUAUAAGGGUGGUAUGCCCACUGCCUGUGGUAGCAUUUAGUCUCCAUUGCUUUGGGAGUGAUUUUGAGCCUUUUGAAAUGGAGCUUUUGCACUUUAUGCUAUUUUUGUGAACUAGGACCGUUACAUUCGAUAUUAAAGCCCUAAGUGGCAUUUUCUGUGAA